GUUUAAAUGCUUUUUUACCAAUCAAUGGAUUCGUCGAGGAAAUGCAAAACGCAUUUCUCAUCUUUUCUUUCCCCUCUCAUGUGCAAAUUAGGUCAUCGUCACGCUAUGAGACAAUUUUAUAAACCAUAGCUUCAUCCCGAGUUUGAUUGUAAUUUAAUUUGUUUGUCAGCUUAUGCCAUCUGCUGGUCACGUCUCCAGGACAGAAAAUAUCUGGCUUCAUUUCUCCCAGAACAGCGCAGCCAGGAAGAAGUGUAAAGUAUAAUCAGCUAAAUGUAGGUGUUCCAUGUUUGUACUUGUACUCAAUUUAGAACAACAGUCCUUGUGUUACACUACAGACUAUAUUAAAAUACCUUUAUUGCUGAUUUAUUGGAAGAGGAUUUUAGGCAUUUUCAUACAAUAACGUAUUAAUGCUUAAUAUUUUAUAACCUAAGCAUAUGUUGUUUUUUUGUAAAUCCAAUUUUGUCAAAUUAAUUGCUAAAAAAGUGGAGUGGAAAGUACAAUACAACUAAUACUUCCUUCCAAAAGUAUUAGUUGUAACCAUUUGAACACAAGGGGAAAUAUAAAUGGGCCCUAAUCUGCUUUGCUGGUCUGCUGUUGAUCAUCAAUGAAAGGGAAAGCCAGGUAUGACGUGAGGAGGAAACAAUCUGCACAGCUCCUACUCUCCUUUAAAGGUGUGGGCGGGGAGCAGAGAGCGGAGUUGGCUUUCAGUUCCACCCCUUUUUAAAUCUACUCUCUCACACACACACACACACACACACAACGCACAAACACGCAUGCACGCUGCAGUCCAGUCGCAGUCCAGACAGAGUUACUUUGGGCCGUGUGUGUGUGUGUGUGUGUGUGUGUGAGCUCUCGCCUCAAGCUUUCCUGGAUGACCACGAGCCAAACUACCAUCAAUGAAGGACCACGACACGAAUCACCACUGGGGAACUUCCACUGCUCGUCCACACCUUUUUCAAAGGUCGACAACCUGUGAGGAAGGAUUGAUCUGGUUUCAUCUCUAUCAGUCAAUGACCGUGGACUUUCACGUUCCGGAGAAGCGCUUUUAUCAAGUGAGGAGAUGGCCCAGGUGUGCAGACUUCAUGUCCUGAUAGCAACAGCUCUGGCCUUAUGCAAAUACUCCCUGGCAGAAUGGAAUGCCACCGCCGAGUCUGCCAAUCGAACCGAGUCCCCCUGCCAUCGCCAUGGCAACAGAGACAACUGCACAGCAGACGCAACGGAUACGGGCCAGUGGAACGACCACUUCUCCAGUUGUCCCGAGGAACUAACACACUACUGCAUCCACGGGGAGUGUCGUUACGUUAAAGAACAGAAGGCCCCGUCGUGCAGGUGUCAGCAGGGCUACAUCGGCUCCCGCUGUGAAUAUCUGGAUCUGGACUGGCGGAUAGGAGAGAAACGUCAAAUCAUAAUUGCCUGCCUCAUCGCGGGGCUUGUUUUCCUCAUUCUCGUCAUUGUGUUCAUCUGCUUUUGUUCACAUCGCAGGUGCAGGUCGUGGUGGCGUAGGCGAAGACGGAGGGAAGAAGAAGAGCCGAGGAACGGGAUGGAGAAGCUCCGCAUGAUGGACACCGGCGAGACACCCGCCUCUCCAACGGCAGACUCUGCAGAGCCGCCGCACACACACGCCGUGUGAGAAGUGAGCAAAAGCCUAAGGAUUGUUGUAGACGAGCGGGACUAUGUCCUCCGUGGGACAGCUGCUCCCGUGGCAGUGGGCCCCCCGGGGUCCCUCUGUGCAGGACAGGACUGAGGCCCGGAGAAGGGACAUUUGUCCACAGAGGUCGAGUUACAUCAAGCUGGAGAGCCGGAGUCUGCACCCUCCUCUUAAAGUGUGGCCUUGUGUGGAUGUUUGAUGAAGCUUCAGAACAAAGAAAACAAAAGAACGCCGAUUGUAGAUGACGCUCACUGACGACGCUGGACGCUGUUGUUUCCGUUGCCGCGGAGCAACAAGAGCUGGUGGCUGCUGACUUAAUCAGUUGUUGCUAUGUCGGAAAAAGCCGCGAGACCCGCAUCUGGCAGCCAGUAAUAAACGAGUAUGACAAACAAUGACAGAGUAAUAAUAGCUGAUGAGGUUACUAGUUUGCGUCGGGGACACUGACUGAAAAAUGAGAGGAACGGGACCUUUUGAGGACUUCACUGUCUCAUGUCAAGAGAUCACUCAAUGUAUUGAUAUGUGCAAUAUUACAUAGUCCCACUUGCUGCUGCACGCUGUUUGAGUACGCUGCAUCUAGGUCAUGUUGUUUCCACUGAGCUAUCGAACCCCAUCUCAAACAUCAUUAUUUAUCUUCUGUCUACGAUGCCCGAACCGCUUCAGAAUACUGUUACUCAGCAACAUUAGCAAUGCAAGCAGAGCCUUCAAUCUACCGCAAGGUCGCAGGAGGACAAGGAGAACUUGUGCAGGAGGCUCCUUUUAACUGUAUAUUUUGAGCCGAGCGGCCUCGGAGCUGCAGCGGCAGAACAGCGGAGCCUGUGUGUGGAGGCUCGACCGGGAGGGGGGGGGGGGAGUGCCCCACUGCUACAAGACGCUUUCCAAACCGCCAGCCUCCCGUGGGGUUGUUUUAACCGUGUAUCUGUGUGUAUAUCAACUGCAUCUAAAUGUAGAAGGUGGAGGGCAGAGCCAGUGAAGUCUCAAUAUAAAACACUUAGACUCUAUUGCAAUGAGCCCCCUGUUGUAGCGGUUCAACUUUAACGCUACAACACGUAGUCAAAGAAAAGUUACUCGAGCUCAAGUUGGGGAGCCAAUACUGCUGACUCAUGCUCAGUCCCACUUACACGUCUCCGGUUCCUGCCGCCACUUUUGUUCCAGCGUCAAUUUUAAACUGCAGUAUUUUCAAAAUUGUUAAGGUGAACAAAGGAGCAAGACAUGCUGAGAUUAGAGGAGGAUUAUGCUCCCUCUCCCUCUCAUCACGUGGUUCCUGUUGUUAUAUUGGUGCUGGAGUCAACACAUUCCAGGGUGAGGGUGUGAACAUAAUGCAGUAUCGGCACGUGGCACAUUGUGACGUACUCCCUUUUGGCACGACGAAGUGAUCCUCUAUCUGACUUGGCCCUCGGUUCUAACACGCUUACAUCUCAUCCACCAUGUGAAGAUUCGAUCGGAGGAGAUUGACAUUGACAUCACGAUGGAGGGAUGGACGAUGGAGCAUCACAAGUGAACAGGUGGAAAACUAGUUAAGGAGAUAGAGAGUCAUUUAAAGGAGGAGUUUCUUGCUGAAUGUUAGAUGAGAGGAUUGACACCACUCAUGUUGACGUGCCGAUCUUCAUAUUUACCGUACAGAAUUGAUGGUGAACUUAAAGCAAGAAAGCGAAUAUAUUUCCAUACAGCGAUAAAACUUUUAUUUAUUCCUCCGGAUAAUGCUUUGACCUACAUGCAGGUGGCACAUGUCUCCUCCAGCUGAGGAAUACCUUUAGUUUCUAUAUGAGUGUUGGUGUCUGCAGGCUGAUAAGAAAAGCAGAUAGCAGCCGGACUGCGAUAGAUGUUUGAUUUGGAGACGUAAUAGAAAUGCAAAUAAAAAACUCUUCCAUAAACUCA
Gasterosteus aculeatus aculeatus (three-spined stickleback) is the source of this 3523-nucleotide messenger RNA. It is a transcript of the gene btc, whose product is annotated as betacellulin, epidermal growth factor family member. Gene Ontology annotation, molecular function: epidermal growth factor receptor binding; growth factor activity. Gene Ontology annotation, biological process: positive regulation of mitotic nuclear division; positive regulation of cell population proliferation; epidermal growth factor receptor signaling pathway. The record is from RefSeq and is a predicted model, not a curated record. NCBI's taxonomy places the organism in Eukaryota, Metazoa, Chordata, Actinopteri, Perciformes, Gasterosteidae.